Molecule: messenger RNA, 2423 nt
Organism: Pteropus alecto (black flying fox)
Lineage: Eukaryota; Metazoa; Chordata; Mammalia; Chiroptera; Pteropodidae
Gene: HAO2
Product: hydroxyacid oxidase 2
Exons: 13
Coding region: 676-1737 (353 amino acids)
Molecular function (GO): oxidoreductase activity; FMN binding
Source: RefSeq, a predicted model, not a curated record
UUUUAGCAUUUGCGCUGGCGACCUAGUCUUUGCCCAGGCUUCCUGGAAGGAGAGGUUUCUCAGGGGAUAUUAGCGGCAUUUUAGACAGGAAGAAAGUCAACCUGCCGUUUCAACAUUAGAAUACAAGUCUUCAAAGAAGACGGAGAAUUACUCCUUUCAUGAAGUACGGAUCUAGAAUGGAGAAAAUAAUUCUGGAGAAACACCUACUGUAACUUAGACAAAACGCGGCCAUUGUCUUGCAUUACGUGGAAUGGCUACUGAAAAGGAAGGAUGUAGGGAACAGAAAAGUUUCAGGGGACAACGAGAAAUGAAGGCAUCGUGAGCUACUUUACAAGAAACUAAACCCCCCGCUGAGAUCACCUUGAUGCUGGUGAAGCAUUGUGAGACCUGGAGGUGGUGGAGGCAUCGGCCUUGCGUGGUAUAAACAUUUCUGUGUGGGUUAAGAAGUGGCUUCACCCUUGACCGAUACAAAGGACAUGAACCUCGCAUCAUCUUGGAGGAGGUAUUUGCCACUGGUGCCUGGUCAAGCAUCGCUUCCUUCCUGGCGUGGUUGGGGAUUUGGGGUGGUGAGCUGCAGAGCCGCCGACUUCCUGUACCGGACUUCCCAUUCUGCAAACUGGGAUCGGCUCCACUUCCGGGUGCUGCUUACCUGGGCACACUCUGCAAGGUCCAGAAAUGCCCAUGGUGUGUGUGACAGACUUCGAGGCCCAAGCGCGGGAGCGUCUGUGUAAGUCGACGUGGGAUUAUAUUGAAGGCGGAGCUGACGACGACUUCACACGAGAUGACAACGUCGCGGCAUUUAAAAAAUUUCGCCUCCGUCCCCGGUACCUGAGAGACGUGUCGCAGGUGGACACCCGGACCACAGUCCAGGGGCAGGAGAUCAGCGCCCCCAUUUGCGUCUCGCCCACGGGUUUCCACUGCCUGGCCUGGCCCGAUGGGGAGAUGAGCACGGCCAGAGCUGCCCAAGCAGCUGGCAUCUGCUACAUCACCAGCACCUACGCCAGCUGUACCCUCGAAGACAUCGUUGCUGCUGCCCCCAGAGGCCUCCGGUGGUUCCAGCUCUAUGUGCAGACUGAUCGGCAGCUGACCCAACAGCUGAUCCAGAGGGCGGAGUCCUUGGGUUUCAAAGCCCUGGUAAUCACUGUGGACGCACCCAAAACUGGCAACAGGCGACAGAACAUUCGAAACCAACUGGACUUGAAGAAGAUGUUAAUGCUCAAGGAUCUUCGAUCACCUAAGGAGGGAAAUUCAGCGCCCCGUCUCCAGAUGUCUCUCAUUGACUCAUCCUUCUGCUGGAACGAUCUCUCCUGGAUUCAGAGCAUAACUCGCCUGCCCAUCAUCCUCAAAGGGAUCUUGACAAAAGAGGAUGCAGAGUUAGCAUUGCAACACAAGGUAGAUGGCAUCAUCGUUUCUAACCAUGGCGGCAGGCAGCUUGAUGGCGUUCCUGCUUCUGUCGAUGCCCUGCCAGAAGUGGUGGCCGCCGUGAAAGGGAGCAUGGAAGUGUACAUGGACGGUGGGAUCCGAACCGGCAACGACGUGCUGAAGGCUCUGGCCCUCGGGGCCAAGUGCGUGUUCCUGGGCAGACCCAUCCUGUGGGGUCUCGCCUACAAGGGCGAACAUGGCGUUGAGGAAGUUUUGAACAUGUUAAAAGAUGAAUUCCACACUUCCAUGGCGCUGUCAGGCUGCCGGUCGGUUGCCGAGAUCAGUCAGGACCUGGUCCAGGUCUCCAGGUUGUAAAGAGACAGGACUACCGAGGCCGCCUGCAGGAGGAAGACCGAGCAUGGCAUGGUGUGUGACGCCAUCCCGCACCCCCAACCAGUGCACCCCCUAAGCUUCCCCCCAAGCCCUCGUCUGCCUUAAAGGUCCCUUGCUUUUCUCAGCCUUACUGCUCUUUAUAUGCUCUUCUCUUGCCCGAAAUCCUCCCCCAAAAGAAAAGAUGUUGCAAGGGCAGCUUAGUAAUGACAGAAAUAGCUAGUGGGUAAAACUUUUUGCAUAUCCUAUGUAUGUCUAUGAAACAAUUAUGGACAUGACGGAAGAGCCAUACGUAUAAAAUAUUCCCCAACGAAAAUCGGACUCCUAUCUGUAGAAAACGGAAAUAAUGUAGUUUAAAACAUGGGCUCUGGAGCCGUACAGACAUGGGCUUAGCAGUCAGGACUGCCACCUGACAUGCUGGGUGACUUGCGAGAGUUUUUCAAAUAGCCCACUAGGUUGGGAGAACAGUCGAGAUGAUGUACGUACAGUUCAGAGUGCAAUGCUUAGCACCUGGAAGGAGUUUAAGAGAGCAGCUUUCAUUAUUGUUUGGCAAAUUCGUAUUUACCUUCCAAGACCUGGCUCAAAUAUUACCUAUUCUUACCCCGCCUACUUGCGUGGCGCUUUCUAUUGCAUUGUGCACAUGUCACUAUUACAACCCUCGUUAUAAUGUG